AUGGGCUUGGAUCCUGAAACUUUUGAUCUGUUUGCUACUUCUACAUUCAUUAAUUCAAUCCAGUUCAAUAAGUGCCUUCGCCUGGUUAGGGUCCCAGUGGAUCAGGAGCCUGAACUGGAUGCAAAUAACUUCUUGGAUCCCCUCAAGAGUCUGUUUCACCAGAGUGAAGUUGGCGAGGUCCAUUCCAAGUUUUCUCUAAGGAAACCAUCAUUGCCUGAUGAUGACAUAUGUUACACUGUGCCAGGCAAAACUGAAACCUUGCACAACUGCAAUUUCAACAGUACAGCCAAAACGUUUCUGGUGAUACAUGGAUGGACGGUGAGUGGGUUGUUUGAGAGCUGGGUGGCCAAACUGGUAGCUGCUCUGUAUGACAGAGAGAAAGAUGCCAAUGUGGUCGUGGUCGACUGCCUGGACACCGCUCAUAAUCACUAUGCUGUGGCGGUACAAAAUACUCAAGAGGUUGGUCACUUCAUCAAUUGGAUAGAGGAGACAACCAAUAUUCCACUGGAGAAGAUUCAUCUCAUUGGUUACAGUCUUGGUGCCCAUGUUGCUGGAAUCGCAGGUAGCCAUGCCACCAAGAAAGUUGGAAGAAUAACAGGCCUUGAUCCAGCAGGACCAGAUUUUGAAGGAGCCCAUGCACAUCAAUGGCUCUCUCCUGAUGAUGCCCAUUUUGUGGACGUUCUUCACACCUCAGGAGGAGCCCUGGGCCUCAGUAUUGGUAUCAAACAGCCAAUUGGCCAUGUGGACAUCUACCCCAAUGGAGGAAGCUUCCAACCUGGCUGCAACAUGCGAAGAGCCCUUGAGAACAUUGCAUAUUAUGGAUUGCUUGCAAUGAAUGAUGUCCUCAAGUGUGAACAUGAGAGAUCAGUCCACCUGUUUAUUGAUCUCCUGAAUGAAGCAAAGGCCAGUAAAGCCUACAGCUGUGGGAGCAGUGCUAUGUCUGAGCAUGGCGUGUGUUUCAGGUGCCAUAAGGACCAUUGUAAUAUGGUGGGCUAUAAUGCCAGGAAGGUUCACAAAGCCCGCAGCAUGAAAAUGUUCACCAAGACCCAAGCCUCCAUGCCAUUUAGAGUUCAUCAUUAUCAGUUGAAGGUUCACUUCACAACACAGACAAAUCAAUCUAUGACAGAAUCCAUAGUAACUGCUUCCCUUUACGGUAGCAAUGGCAAUGCAAAAAAUCUCCAUAUUAAUGUAAAAGAAAAUAUUGGCACCAACAUGACCCAUUCCUUCCUCUUGGUUACGGAGGAAGAUAUUGGUGAACUGCUGAUGCUUAAGUUAAAGAUGGAGGACUCUUCCUCAGUGCUCAACAUAAUGUGGUCCUGGUGGAACGGAGAUUACCCUGAACUUCACAUCCGAAAAAUUAGCAUUUGGAUUGGAGAGACGCAAAAAAAGAUGGUAUUUUGUUCAAAGGAUCUCCAAAAUACAAAUUUGCUUCAUGAGGUGAUUUUUGUGAAAUGCAAAGACAUGUGGAGGAGGUCGUCUAUGAGGCGCAAGCAUAAGAGCCCAUAAGAUGACAAAAUGUAACCCACUGAGACGAAGUACUUGAAUUAUUAUUUAUUCUGAUCUUAUUUAUUUAUAUAUUAUUGUAUUGUAUUAUUGUAAUGCAUUUAAAACAUUCUUUUUACAAGUACUUACAUUUUAACUCCUGGUUGUUUGAUGUAUGAUGAAACAGUACAAACUUCUGUGCUGGAGAUUUAGUAAUGGUAAAAGGCUGGAUGCUCAUAUAUUAAACACCACUGUUGUGCUCUGCUCCUGAACAUAACACUCCGACAAGUUUAAUCUCAAACCAAGUGUGCCAGAGCUGAUAAACUAAAGACCUCCGAGGAUUGAACUGAACAGUGGAUUCAGUUAGAAUAAUUAUGACUGUCUGACAUUAGAUAUUGGGUUGAGUAUUAAGUAUUUAGGUAUUAAGUUAGAUAUUUAAAUAAUAUUGGCUGGAGUUGAGUGGUAUAUCAGAUAUAUUCCAUUCAGCUAGCUUGAUAUUGAACAAGUCGAGGAUGAGUUCAGUAUCAUGCUAGCUGAAUGGAAUAUAAUCUGAUAUACCAUGAAAAAGCUAUUAUUAUUAUACAUACGCCUUCCUUUCUAGUGUUCAAUGUGUCUUUCUCUUUCAAAAUUCUCUCAAUCUUCCAUAUUCAAUGAAGCAAACCUGGCAGCCAUGUUUGUUUACAAAUUGUCUCAGUCGUUUGCUAGCGCAGAAGUUUUACGUCUCUGAUGCAUGACGUCAUGUUGUCUUGACAACCAUGCAAUCAUACCAAAUAAAUGAAACCUGCUAGAAGGAAAAAGAAUACAUGUUUAUUCCAUCAAAAAAGUGUCCUGUAUGUAUAAUAAUAAAUUAUAUAUUAUGCUAGGUAAAAUUAGUUAUUAGGUUAGGUUAGAUAUGGGUGGUGUAGUGGUUAGAACUGUCACUU
Molecule: messenger RNA, 2405 nt
Organism: Neoarius graeffei (lesser salmon catfish)
Lineage: Eukaryota; Metazoa; Chordata; Actinopteri; Siluriformes; Ariidae
Gene: lpl2a
Product: lipoprotein lipase
Biological process (GO): lipid metabolic process
Molecular function (GO): apolipoprotein binding; lipoprotein lipase activity
Source: RefSeq, a predicted model, not a curated record